Lineus longissimus is the source of this 1996-nucleotide messenger RNA. Its product is annotated as sarcalumenin-like. The transcript is spliced from 6 exons. Lineage: Eukaryota; Metazoa; Nemertea; Pilidiophora; Heteronemertea; Lineidae. Bases 87 to 1475 code for a protein of 462 amino acids. The record is from RefSeq and is a predicted model, not a curated record. Gene Ontology annotation, molecular function: GTP binding.
UUGUGUGUAGGGUGUGUAAUUUCUUGCUUAUCUUUGCUAGUCUGCUGAAGAUUACUGGCCAGAUUGUCUGCUUGGACCUAAACAAAAUGUGCCAACUUUACCAAGAUCUGAACACUGCCAAGCGGGACCGGUCCCACAUAGAAGUGAACCUCAAGCUGAAUGGUCAGGGCAGUAUUGCCCAGAUGGUGCGUGAGCAGAAACUCAACAACAUCUUAGACCAGUUAAAACAUAUUUAUCAUGAAAGUAUAAAACCAAUGGAAGAUGCCUACAGAUACAGUGACAUGGGAAAGCCCCCUAUUACAGAUGCUGAUAUCAAGAUGAUGAAACCAACAGUUUUAUUCGUUGGACCAUGGAGUACAGGAAAGUCCACCAUGAUCAACUACCUCCUGGGUGUAGAAGAUGACAACUUCAGACUCAUUACUGGUGCUCAACCCACAACUACUGAAUUCACUGUCCUCAUGCAAGGAGAAAAGGAAAAGAGUGUGGAGGGAAUGGUGCUAGCUGCAGAUGGCACUAAGAUGUUUUCAACUUUAGAAAAAUUUGGCCAGGGUUUUCUGGAAAGACUUCAGGGAAUAGAGAUGCCUAACCGACUCCUUGAGAAGGUCAUACUGGUUGACACACCAGGAAUUUUAGAAAACAAGAAGCAACAAGACCGAGGGUAUCCAUUCAACGAGGUGCUGCAGUGGUUCAUCGAUCAUGCAGACAUGAUUCUGGUCGUAUUUGAUCCAACGAAACUGGACGUUGGCACCGAGUUGGAAGUCUUGUUCAACCAGCUAAAGGGACACGAGUCACAGAUCAAGUUAGUCUUGAACAAAGCCGAUACUAUUCCCAUCCAAGAGUUGAUGCGGGUUUACGGCGCUCUGUUCUGGAAUUUAGCACCUUUGAUAAAUGUGACUGAGCCACCGAGAGUGUUUACCGGGUCGUUCUGGAGCCAACCUCUAAGUCUAAAGAAAGGCAAUGGAAAUUAUAGUGAACUUUUCAAGAAUGAAGAGAUCAAUCUUUUGAAUGACAUGAGCGAACUCAUUGAAAAUAAAGUCCAGAACAAGAUAGCACAUAUACGCCAGUGUGCUAUUCUAGUCCGGCAGCAUGCACUUAUAGUCAAUCAGUACUUGGUAACUUUCCACAAAUUCAAUACUUUCAUGAGUAAUAGUGAAAACGUAGCAAAUGAAAUUAUCGAGAGACCAGAAAAAUAUAGGAUUUUCAAAUUAGUGGCGAAGUACAGUAAUGUGAGUAAGUAUGACUUUCCCGACCCUGAAGUCUACAAGGACUUUUUCUACCUCAAUGCUAUCAAUUCCUUCGAGAUGCUCAGUGGACAUUGUUCUUACUUUGGUGGAUGUUUGUUAGACAAACUUAACAAGGCCAUUAAUGAAGACCUCCCUAAACUUUUGACCAAAGUGCAGGAGCUCGACGGUGGCCAGCAGUGUUUGCCGGACGAUGAGAUCUGUAAGAGUCAAAGUGGUGAACCAGAGACGUGACUGUAUGUUAACUAGACAACUAAUAUUGUUACUUAAAAAUUGAAUUGCAAGGAAAAAAGGAAACUAUUGUACAAAAAUUACAACAUGUACAUAAAGUGUUUAAAGAUGUUACCAGAUUGCUUUUUUUAAAGACUGCCAAAAUCAAUAGCUAUCAAAUGACUGUAUUCUUUUAUUCAUUAUCUGUGUCCACUCUGAUUAUCAUGAAAUGAAAACAAACUUUCAAUUUGAGCACAUGUUACCGAAAAGAGUUGACAAUGUUUCACAGAACCCUGGGUUUGUGAUUAUGGAGUGCUCGAGACUUUCAUCAUUCCUCCUUGUUUAAUAUGCUGUGUCCUAUGAGAUUUGUUGAAUUGUUAUUUUGAUGCCAUAUUUGUUUUUAAUUGUUAGUGAGAUGUACACAUUUCUCUAGAUGUGAGCCUGAAUCUGGCAUAAAAAUAUUAGGAGUACAACUUACAUAGAUGUUUCUGUAUACGUAAGAUCUCUGCUUCAAUGUGAUGCUUUAUAAAUUAAAUAAAACCAGA